AUGGUGGAAGACGAGCGCUUGUCGAUGAAGAGGAAAGGUAUCGACCAAGUGAACGACGAAUUCUCAGAUUUUUCCCUCACUUCUCCGGCCAGAAAGAUUCGUCGUCUGGAUGUGGAUUUGCCACCGAUUAGGGAGGAAGAUAUGGCGAUGCAAGAGACGGAAUCGGAAGAAACCGAGCCUAAUCCGGUAAACGAAGAGAGAUCAAUUGUUCUAUUCAAGCCUCUCCUUCAUCAUCAGCCUUCUUCUUCUGGACAGCUCUUUGUUGACAGAGACUUGAUUUCUGAUUUCAAGAAUAGAUUCUUCCGUGGUGCAUCGAGAGCUGUUGAUAACAAUGAUGAAGAUGAGAAAUCCAACAAGUGCCAAGCAGUUGUUUGCUGGAAUCCUUCUAUAUCUCCUUACUCUGAGCCCAUUGGGACUUUUCAACAGCCACGCCGCACACUAGAGAUUGUUGAGUUGGAUGAGACAUGCGAGGACGCGGUGAUGGAUGAAGCAGCCAUGGAAAUAGAAGAGGAUAACCGAAGCAGCACCGGUUUAUCCUUUCCUCAGCAAGAAGAUCCCACCUAUGGUUUUGGCUUGCACCAGUGGCAGCAGCAUCAACAACAACACUGUAUGGUACCGCCGCUUCCUCAAGUCAACACUACUCCGGUCACUUGGUUCCGAUGA
This is a messenger RNA of Microthlaspi erraticum, 663 nucleotides long. The record is from the annotation of a GenBank genome assembly. Lineage: Eukaryota; Viridiplantae; Streptophyta; Magnoliopsida; Brassicales; Brassicaceae.